This is a messenger RNA of Lichtheimia ornata, 4263 nucleotides long. RefSeq lists its product as uncharacterized. Gene Ontology annotation, biological process: proteolysis; DNA integration. Gene Ontology annotation, molecular function: nucleic acid binding; aspartic-type endopeptidase activity. Bases 1 to 4263 code for a protein of 1420 amino acids. The record is from RefSeq and is a predicted model, not a curated record. NCBI's taxonomy places the organism in Eukaryota, Fungi, Mucoromycota, Mucoromycetes, Mucorales, Lichtheimiaceae. The transcript has 2 exons.
AUGUCUGCUUCUGCUGCUUCCUCUCCUGCUGCCUCUCCUGCUGCUUCGCCUGCUGCAACUGCCAACAACAACAACCACAUGGGCGACAACAAUGAAACCCCUGUCAACACUCCCACCAACAACAACAAUGGCCCUGCCCCCAUGGAGGGUAUUGAACCCACUGGUGCUUUGGCCUCCAAGUACGUGGACGCCCUUGCUCUCUCUCGACAAUCGCUCAAGAAAAAAGAGAAGGAGUUGGAGAGCUUGAUCAUCAAGCAAAUCCAACUUGAGACCAUGGAACCAGUUCCCGAGGACGAGUUGGCAACAAUUGUGAAGCGAAUGGAGGCUUUGCACAAGGAGAUUGAGAGGACUAGAAAGAACAUUGCUAUCCUCACUCCUAAGGAUGCUGACACCACCACCAGCUCUCGUAAGCACAUUACGAUGAAUCUUGUUCCACGUUUUGUGAUCAAAGGAGUCAACGAGUCUCCUGAGGACAAGCAUGUCUUUCCCAAUGUUGAUGCUUUUUUGCUCAGCAUGAAGAAGCUGUUUCGUUCCCACAAAUACAAUUUGGACACUGAGUGGGAUGAGGUGUUGCAUUGUGCUUUCCCAGCCGAUCUUGAAAAAUGGUAUGCUGACACUUUAAGCGGUAAGAAACUCAAUUGGAAUGAUGUUUGCCAGAGAGUUCGUGCACGUUUUGUGUCGCGUGACAACAAGGCACGCAAAGCAAUGGAGGUGUUCAAGUGCGCUAUGCGCGAUGGCGAGACAACCCAACGUUACGGUACUCGUUACCAAAACUUGGUGAUUGAUGCCGGCUUGACCAAUUGCGAUGUGUUGGCCAUGUUGUUCCUUUUAUCUUUGCCUGAGGAUGUACAAGAAAGGGUGCUCAUGUCGUUUUAUGCUCGUCCUGGUAAUGAGGAUCGCUUGCCUGACAACCUUGAAGAGGUUAUUAAGCUUGCUGAUUCCAUUACAAUUACGAAGAAACGCACGCACAAAGACUCUGGUUCCAGUUUCUCGCAUCAUAAGAAGCAUAAAGCUUCGAAGCAGGCUGGCAAGGACGGGUCUAUUUAUUGUAUCCAUUGCGAUGACGAAGGUGACCACGUCUCUGAGAGGUGUGACAAGUUGAAGAAGCCAAUUGUAGGUGCGAAAUGGCAUUAUGCACAUCAUUCCCACAAGCCCGAUCACUCUUGCCAUGCUUCAAAAGUGGAGAAGGCCAAACUUCGUGCUGAGGGCAAGAUGCCACCACCAAGGCGCCACAAUUCUCGCCGUAACGAGAACAACGUGCAGGUAAAUACCAUGGUGCAUGAUUCAAAUGACAUGGAUUUAUCUGACGACUUCGUUCAUCGGGCUGAUUCAGCAAUCAACAACAAUGACUCCUUCUCACCCAUCCCAUUGAAUGAAUUACAAGAUGUGGAUGAAAUGCUCGCAAGGCAAUCGUUAGGUAAGUUGUUGUUUGCUGCGCAAUUGAAUGACAAUCCAUAUCUCAUGAAAACACCCAUCUUGGUACAGAAUAAGCUACUCGUCGGCCUUGUCGAUACUGGCGCAGAAAAUUCUGUUAUCAAUAAAACAUUGUGUGAUGCCAACAAUUGGUCGUAUACACCUGUGGAUGGGAAGAUCAUGUAUGCUGGUAGGAAUGAUGUUGUCAAGCGUAUGGGCAUUACAGAGCCUCUUCAGCUACAAUACAACAACCGGCAAUUUACACAUCGAUUUGAAGUUAUGGAUUUGGAACAAUACAAUCUUAUUUUGGGCUUUGAUAUCCUUCCUAAAUUGGGUAUCUCUUUGCAAGGUGUAGCUGUCAAAUGGGAUGAUCAGCAAGAUGACGUGCAAGAUCCUUCGGUGCACGAUGCAUACAAAAAGCUGCCACUAUUGGAUGCUAACACGCGUAUUCCUAAAUGGUCGUUCUGCAACAUACCUGAGUCUAUUAUUCACUUGGAUCUUACGCAGCAAGGUGUCACAUCCUAUCAACGACAAUAUACUUUGCCAUAUGCUUUACGUCCUGAGAUCGAUGCUACGAUUCAAAAGUGGCUCGAUGAUGGUGUCAUUGUGAGAGCUCGUAUCAAUUCCUCAUGGAACAGCCCAUUGACAUUAGCUGACAAGAAGGACUCACAUGGUAAUAAAGUGGGUAAGCGUCUUUGUUUGGACCCACGACACAUCAAUCGUUAUUUGAAGGAUGAUCGUUAUCCGAUUCCUACUAUUAAGGAGAUCUUCAAUGACUUGGGUGGAGCGAAAGUUUUUACCACGCUUGAUCUUACCAGUGCUUUUCAUCGGUUUAAGAUUGCAGAGGCUGACCGUCACAUCACCACUUUUACGCACAAGGGACAACAAUUUAUGUUCCGUGGAUGCCCAUUCGGUUUGAAGCCCAUCUCCUCCAAGUUUCAACGAGUCAUGCAUAUUGUUUUUAACGACAUGCCUUUUGUACGCACGUUUGUGGAUGACAUUAUUGUCUUUUCCAAAGAUUUGUUUUCCCACACCAAACACGUGCAAUACGCGAUCAAGGCUCUUACGCAAGCCAACCUCAUUUUGAACCCGGCAAAGUGUCAUUUUGCACAACAGUCGGUGUAUCUACUUGGUUUUUGUGUCUCCGAGCAUGGUAUAUCUCUUGAUCCAAGAAAGGUAGUAAAUGCUAUUGAUUGGCCCCAACCUCGUACUGGUAAGGAUAUCCAGCGGUUCAUGGGCUUUGUGAAUUACUUCAGUGACCAUAUUCCUCAUAUGGCCGAGAUCUCUGCACCACUCAACAGGGUACGCAAUGCCGGUUUACUUAAGGAUUUGUGGACUGAGGAGCAAACGAAAGCAUUGAAUGCUCUUAAGCAAGCCUUAGCAAAGAAUGUACUUUUACAUUUCCCUGACUUUGAUCAACCCUUUUAUGUGGCCACGGAUGCAUCGAAUUAUGGCAUUGGUGCUGUGUUGUUUCAAAAGAUAAAGGGCAAGAAUUGCUAUGUCUCUUUUAUGGCACGUGCUUUGAACCCCAGUGAGCGUAAAUACUCCACCACUAAACGUGAACUCUUGGGUAUGGUAUACGCCCUUCAAAAGUUCCAUCCUUUUCUUUGGCUACGCCCAUUCACACUUUAUACGGACCACAAGGCUCUCACUUAUUUGUUCACCCAAAAGCUUGCAAAUCCCAUGAUGCUCAAUUGGUUUGAUAUCUUGUUGAAAUACACUUUCGACGUGAUCCAUGUACCGGGUAUUGAGAACGUGUUGCCAGAUGAUCUCUCACGUUUGUUCACUCCCGAUGAACUCUUGGAGGGGGAUAAUCAACCAUCAAAUGCAAUCAAAAUGGGUACGAUAAAAUCGAGCAAAGAUAGACUUGUAUUUCAAAUACGAGUAAUUGACAAACAGCCUAGCGAUGUGGUCACUCCACCGGAUGAUCAACGGAUGGAUGAGCUUGAACGUGCACACUUGAUUAUUGGUCAUGGAGGUGGUGAACAUUUAGUACGUUACUUACGACGUGGUGGCUUGGCAUGGACCAACAUGCUACAAGAUGCAGUAAAGUUGGUAAGCAAAUGUCCACAAUGCCAGAAGACCAACAUAGCCAAGCGAGGUUACAAUCCUCUACGUCCCAUAUACGCAUACUUGCCUGGUGACCAUUGGGCUAUUGACUUGGCAACCUUCAAUCGUUCCUCGUUAACUGGUAACAACUUCUUGAUGGUACUGGUUGACGUAUGCACACGCUUUUGUAUCCUACGUGCGUUACCUGACAAAUCCUCGGAUACGCUGGUCAAAGCUCUUGUGCAAAUCUUUUGUGAUUUUGGCAUACCCCGUAUUCUCCAAUCUGAUAAUGGUGGCGAGUUCAAGAACGCACUCAUGAGGAAGUUAGCAAGAAGUCUAGGCUUUCAUCAGCGUUUUACUACACCUUAUCAUCCUAGCGCCAACGGCAUAGCUGAGAGAUGGGUCCAAACUGCACAAGACGUCAUUCGCAAGAAGAUCGAAGGUGCUGGUAGAGACUGGGACUAUUACGUGCCUAGCACACAGCUUGAGUUGAACAUGCGAGUAUCCAAACGGUUGAAUACACCUCCCUUUACGCUUAUGUUCGCACGCAACAUGAACGAGUUUCGUGAUUAUCGUGGCGACAAGAUCGAGACGGCAAAACCAAUGUCGGAAGAAGCGUUGAAGGAAAGGAUAGAGCACAUGCAAAACAUUGUGUUUCCGGCAUUGAAGGAGAAAGUGGAAGUUUACAACCAAGCGAUGAAAGAGAAAUUUGAUGCAACUCACAAGAUCAUUGAUUUUCCUGAGAAAAGCCACGUCAUGGUAAAAGCAACCCCGUUAAAUCCCCUCAAUUUUCAACUUUGA